Molecule: messenger RNA, 1118 nt
Organism: Fulmarus glacialis (Northern fulmar)
Lineage: Eukaryota; Metazoa; Chordata; Aves; Procellariiformes; Procellariidae
Gene: APBA3
Product: amyloid beta (A4) precursor protein-binding, family A, member 3
Exons: 8
Biological process (GO): chemical synaptic transmission
Cellular component (GO): plasma membrane; dendritic spine; cytoplasm
Molecular function (GO): amyloid-beta binding; protein binding
Source: RefSeq, a predicted model, not a curated record
UUCCAGGCCCUUGCGACCCGGAGGAUCUGCUGGACGGUGUAAUUUUUGGGGCAAAGUACCUGGGCUCCACGCAGCUGGUCUCAGAGAGGAACCCCCCGACCAGCGUCCGCAUGGCACAGGCCCAGGAGGCGGUGGACAGGAUCAAGGCACCGGAGGGGGAGUCCCAGCCCAUGACGGAGGUGGAUCUGUUUGUUUCCACACAGAGGAUCAAGGUGCUCACGGCUGACACGCAGGAGGCCAUGAUGGAUCACUCCCUCCAGACCAUCUCCUACAUCGCCGACAUCGGCUCCCUUGUGGUGCUCAUGGCGCGCCGGAAACUGCCUCGGCGGUCAGAGGUGGCAGAGGAAAAGCGGCUCUACAAGAUGAUUUGCCACGUCUUCCACUCAGCCGAUGCCCAGGUCAUCGCUCAGGCUAUCGGGCAGGCGUUCGGCGUGGACUACCAGCGCUUCCUGGAAGCCAACAGCAUUGACCCGAGCGAACUGAGCCCUCGCCAGUACAGCCGUGCCCUCGAGGACCAGGAGCAAUACAAUGCAGAGCUGACCCACUUCUCCCGGCAGGAGAACUGCAAAGAUGUCUGCAUCCGGAAGCAGAAGGGGGAGAUCCUGGGCAUCGCUAUCGUUGAGUCGGGCUGGGGCUCCAUCCUGCCCACAGUGGUUAUCGCCAACCUGAUGCACGGGGGCCCCGCGGAGAGGUCAGGCGAGCUGAGCAUCGGGGACCGCCUCAUGUCCGUCAACGGGACGAGCCUGGUGGGGCUGCCCCUCACCACCUGCCAGAGCAUCAUCCGGGAGCUGAAGCACCAGAGAGAGGUGACACUGAACAUUGUGCACUGUCCCCCUGUCACCACGGCUGUCAUCCGGCGCCCUGACUCCAAGUACCAGCUGGGCUUCUGUGUUGAGAACGGCGUGAUCUGCAGCCUGAUGCGUGGGGGCAUCGCAGAGAGAGGUGGCAUCCGCGUGGGGCACCGCAUCAUCGAGAUCAACGGGCAGAGCGUGGUGGCAACACCCCACGAGAAGAUCAUCCAGAUCCUCACGCAGGCGGUCAGCGAGGUCCACAUCAAGACCAUGCCGGCCUCCACGUACCGCUUACUGACCGGGCAGGAGCAGCCCAUCUUCCUCUGA